Sphaeroforma arctica JP610 is the source of this 1607-nucleotide messenger RNA. RefSeq lists its product as hypothetical. The record is from RefSeq and is a predicted model, not a curated record. Bases 249 to 1433 code for a protein of 394 amino acids. Lineage: Eukaryota; Ichthyosporea; Ichthyophonida. The transcript has 11 exons.
CACAACUCUAAUACGGACCCCCAGUAGACGUUAUUUACCUUUCAUGUAUAUUGUUACUGCAUAGCUGAUCUGGUUUGGAAAACGGUAGAAUUAUACCUUGUAGUGCUUUUGAGUAUCGGCGGAUGGUGCGAGUGCAUCCGUCUUCCACAAUCUCGCUCGCAAACAAUCUAUGGCUGUCUGAAGGCACGCAUGGACCUAAAGUUAAUUUCUGAUAGAAACGUAAAUUUGUAAGCACACAUACCUUUCAAAUGGGAGAGUGCCUUGUAUUUGGCGACUCACUCGCACUACUGCAGAAAUGCGUAGAGGUGUCCGAUCGCUUGGCUGCGAUAGAGCUAUCCGGAGCUAUACAGCCCCCUAUACAGCGCCGACCGGGUACAUCCAUCGAGAAUGCCCUGUUCAAUGGGAAAACUGUUUUAAAUAGGCGCCGUAGUUCACUGGGUGUGCGUGCUAUGACCAGCACUGUCAAGGAGCUUUCAGACGCAGAGAAGGUCGUUACCAGCGCACGUGCCUCUGAUGAUGUAGGUCUGAUCAUCACCGCUAUGGAAGAAAUAUAUAUAGAAAGUGGCGUAGGGAAAGAGGAAGAGAUCGAGCAGAUGAAAACCACUCACCUUCAAUUGUGUGCUGCGAUUAGUUCGUUGAAGGAUAAACUGCGGCAGAGCGGAGGCUCCAAAUUGGACAGUAUUGUUGAGCGUAAGAAGGCCCGAGGCACCAGAGACUUCGAGAUUCUGGUCAGCGAGAAGCACAAAUCCGUUCAAGCGCUCGAAUUAGAACUCAACAAAGCGCGAGAAAAGGUCAGUCAGCUACUGGACGAACGAGAGAGGCUAAAUGCGCAACUGCGUGAGGUGUUAAGGCAAGAGAACAACGAAAACAAGUCCACCACACUUCAGAAACAAGUGAAGCGACUGGAGGAGAAGUGUCGGACGGAGACCGAUAAAGUCAGCAAUAUGGAUGCCAAUCUUAAAGUGCUAGAGGCCCGAGCCAGCGUACUGCCGGAGGCCAUGGAGCAACUGCAGAGUCAACUACGCCAGUUAAAGGCCGAUAUAAAGGCACAGAGCGACGAACAUGCUCAGAUGGUCAAGCAGAAUCCCACAUUGACCAAAUUACAAUCAGAGGUCAACCAGUUACGACACAAACUCAAGGAGAGGCGCACGAGCGCUACGGUCGACAACAACAUGCUUCAAAAAUGGGAGUCUAGCUCUCUCCGAUUAUUAGCGCAUAGUGCGACAUCGCAGAAGCUCCCAUCGGCCAUUGUGCUAUUGUUCCUGUCACGAAACGGCGGAAAGAUGGCAUGGACAGAACUGCAGAGUGGUCUGCAAGCUCAACUGUCGGAAAUGUCCGAAAACGAAAUCAACACCACUCUAUUCAGGUUACAAGGCAAAGGACUUGUCAAUAUCGACCGUACGACGCAUCCUGCUGUUGUGCAUUUGCUUUAAUAAAAUCAUGUCUGUCAUUUGUGACUCAUUCAGGCAUCUUACUUUGCGUGGUGAUUGACUGGAGUUUUAUCCAUUCCCUACUGUCAUUUUAUUAACAAUAUAAUUACCUUGCGAUAAUUCUAUACCUUGUAAGCUGCACAUAUAUGUCAUCGAAAUUGAAAAGGAUCGCAAAUG